Molecule: messenger RNA, 3757 nt
Organism: Myotis davidii
Lineage: Eukaryota; Metazoa; Chordata; Mammalia; Chiroptera; Vespertilionidae
Gene: UBE3B
Product: ubiquitin protein ligase E3B
Exons: 28
Coding region: 142-3516 (1124 amino acids)
Biological process (GO): ubiquitin-dependent protein catabolic process; protein polyubiquitination
Molecular function (GO): ubiquitin protein ligase activity; protein binding
Source: RefSeq, a predicted model, not a curated record
GUCCGGCAGAGCUCAGGGGUAUUGGGCUGAGGCGACAGUCGCUGCGGUUCCGAUCCCGAGCGCGGGGGCCUCGAGCGGAGAGGACAAGCUCCUCUGAAAUGAGAAGCUGCCCGUGGCCGUGAGUCCGCUGCGAGAUCACUGAUGAUUACUUGGCAUUUCUGGGACACAGGCAGGUCCUCAGUGAUCUACACCGACGGCUCGCCAUUUCCCUUGCAGAGUUUGUGCAACUUUGCAGACAUGUUCACCGUUUCCCAGACCUCGCGAGCAUGGUUCAUCGAUAGAGCCCGGCAGGCUCGAGAGGAAAGGCUUGUGCAGAAGGAGCGGGAGCGGGCAGCCGUCGGGAUCCAGGCCCGCGUGCGGAGUUUUCUCUGUCGGAGGCGACUACAGAGGGAAAUCAGGAGAGAGAUCGAUGAGUUUUUUAAAGCAGAUGACGCUGGGUCCAGUAGAAGAAGUGCACUUUGUAUUUUUAAGAUUGCCAGGAAACUGCUGUUCUUGUUCAGAAUGAAAGAAGAUAAUGAGAGAUUUGAAAAGUUGUGUCGCUGCAUCCUGAGCAGUAUGGAUGCUGAGAAUGAACCCAAGGUGUGGUAUGUGUCCCUGGCUCUUUCCAAGGAUCUCACCCUCUUAUGGAUUAAACAGAUCAAGGACCUGCUGUGGCACUGCUGUGAGUUUCUUGAGCAGCUCAAGCCUGAAAUCCUACAAGAAUCCAGACUCAUCACACUGUACCUCACGAUGCUGGUCACCUUCACAGACACUUCAACAUGGAAAAUUCUCCGGGGAAAAGGUGAGAGUCUCCGACCAGCCAUGAACCACAUCUGUGCAAAUAUAAUGGGACAUCUCAACCAGCGUGGACUUUACUCUGUGCUGCAGAUAUUGUUAACCCGUGGCCUGGCCAGACCCCGGCCUUGUCUGUCCAAAGGCACUCUGACUGCAGCCUUUUCUCUGGCCUUGCGCCCUGUGAUUGCUGCCCAGUUUUCAGACAAUCUGAUUCGGCCAUUCCUCGUCCACAUCAUGUCUGUGCCAGCUCUUGUGACUCAUCUCAGCGUAGUGACCCCUGAGCGCCUCACUGUGGUAGAAUCUCAUGACAUGCUUCGUAAGUUCAUCACAUUUUUAAGAGCUAAAGAUCGAUGCCGCGAUGUCUGUGAGAGUUUAGAAGGAAGCCAUACGCUGUGUCUAAUGGGCAACCUCCUGCACCUGGGCUCCCUCAGCCCCAGGGUGUUGGAGGAGGAGACAGAUGGGUUUGUGAGUUUGCUCACGCAGAUGCUGUGCUACUGUCAGAAGUACGUGACCCAGAAGAAAUCCAACCUGACCCACUGGCACCCCGUCCUUGGCUGGUUCUCCCAGUCGGUGGACUAUGGCCUCAACGAGUCAAUGCCCUUGGUCACCAAACAGCUGCAGUUCCUGUGGGGGGUGCCUCUGAUCCGGAUCUUCUUCAGUGACAUCCUGAGCAAGAAGCUGCUGGAGAACCAGGAGCCGGCGGCCCACGUGCAGCCGGCCUCCCCGCAGAACGUGCUUCCCGUGAAGAAUCUGCUGAAGCGUGCGUUUCAGAAGUCUGCGUCGGUGCGGAACAUCCUCAAGCCCGUCGGGGGCAAACGCGUGGACUCCGCGGAGGUGCAGAAGGUGUGCAGCAUCUGCGUCCUCUACCAGACCUCGCUGACCACUCUCACCCAGAUCCGGCUGCAGAUACUCACAGGUCUCACUUACCUUGAUGACCUGCUGCCCAAACUGUGGGCGUUUAUCUGUGAGCUGGGGCCCCACGGAGGGUUGAAGCUCUUCUUGGAAUGCCUCAACAAUGACACCGAAGAGUCCAAGCAGCUCUUGGCCAUGCUGAUGCUGUUCUGUGACUGCUCCCGGCAUCUCAUCACGAUCCUUGAUGACAUUGAAGUUUAUGAAGAACAAAUUUCAUUCAAACUGGAAGAGCUGGUCACCAUCUCCUCUUUUCUGAAUUCCUUUGUGUUUAAGAUGAUCUGGGAUGGCAUCGUAGAGAACGCCAAGGGUGAGACCUUGGAGCUGUUCCAGUCCGUCCAUGGGUGGCUGAUGGUACUGUAUGAGCGGGACUGUCGGCGCCGCUUCGCCCCUGAGGACCACUGGCUGCGAAAGGAUCUCAAACCUAGCGUGCUCUUCCAAGAACUGGACAAGGACAGAAAGCGGGCCCAGCUGAUCCUGCAGUACAUCCCUCACGUCAUUCCUCACAAAAACAGAGUUCUCCUGUUCCGAAACAUGGUCACCAAGGAGAAGGAGAAACUGGGGCUCGUGGAGACCAGCUCCGCCUCACCUCACGUCACCCACAUCACUAUCCGACGGUCCCGGAUGUUGGAGGAUGGCUACGAGCAGCUGCGGCAACUGUCCCAGCACGCCAUGAAGGGCGUGAUCCGCGUGAAGUUUGUCAAUGACCUCGGGGUGGACGAGGCAGGGAUCGAUCAAGACGGUGUUUUCAAGGAGUUCUUGGAAGAGAUCAUCAAGAGGGUGUUUGACCCGGCACUGAACCUGUUCAAGACAACCAGUGGGGACGAGAGGCUCUACCCCUCGCCCACCUCUUACAUCCACGAGAACUACCUGCAGCUCUUUGAGUUCGUGGGCAAGAUGCUGGGGAAGGCUGUGUAUGAGGGGAUCGUGGUGGACGUGCCCUUCGCCUCCUUCUUCCUGAGCCAGCUGCUCGGGCACCACCACAGUGUCUUCUAUAGCUCCGUGGACGAGCUGCCUUCCCUGGACUCUGAGUUCUACAAAAACCUCACCUCCAUUAAGCGCUACGAUGGGGACAUCUCCGACCUGGGCCUGACGCUGUCGUACGAUGAAGACGUCAUGGGUCAGGUAGGUUGGCGAGAGCGGGGUUCAGUGCUGCAGGCUGCCUAUCCCGCGGGGCCUGGCAGUGCCCACUUCUCCUUCAGAGGAUGCUGGGCCCUGUACUUCCGAGCAUUGUUUUCUUUUGUCGGCUACAGAAUUAGCUACAUCCACCUGAUGGCACACUUCCGGAUGCACACGCAAAUCAAAAACCAGACGGCUGCCCUCAUCAGCGGAUUCCGUUCUCUCAUCAAACCCGAGUGGACCCGGAUGUUCUCAACCCCUGAGCUCCAGCGUCUCAUCUCCGGUGACAACGCUGAGAUUGACCUGGAGGAUUUAAAGAAGCACACAGUGUACUACGGUGGUUUUCAUGGAAGUCACAGGGUCAUUAUCUGGCUCUGGGAUAUUCUGGCCUCCGACUUCACGCCCAACGAGAGAGCCAUGUUUCUGAAGUUUGUGACCAGCUGCUCCAGGCCCCCGCUCCUGGGAUUCGCCUACCUCAAGCCUCCUUUCUCCAUUCGCUGUGUCGAAGUGUCAGAUGACCAGGACACUGGGGACACCCUGGGCAGCGUCCUCCGGGGCUUCUUCACCAUCCGCAAGCGGGAGCCAGGCGGCCGCCUGCCCACCUCCUCCACCUGCUUUAACCUGCUCAAGCUGCCUAACUACAGCAAGAAGAGUGUCCUGCGGGAGAAGCUGCGCUACGCCAUCAGCAUGAACACGGGCUUCGAGCUGUCCUAGCACCCGGUGCCGGCCGCCUGCCUCGCAGACUUGUGCCUACCAGGACCUCAGCUCCAGGAGGCAGCGUUCCCCGGGGUCCGGGACCUACAUGCCAGGUGACUGCAGCCCUCAGACCCUCUCUAUAGCCAUGAGACUCCCCUGUGGCUUCAAGAACUUGGGAUGCACAUACGACUCUACACAUUCUCCAGGUGACACUAAUGGGAAGCGGGUGUCGGAAAUAAACCUCCAGAUUCCGCCAGCA